AUGGGAAGACCUACCCCUCGUGCAAAUCCUCACUCCGGAGAAUUGGAACGACACGUGGACAUGCUUCUCCAGCAAAACACCAUUUCCAUGGGCAACCCGGAAAUGAAAAUAGUGACAUACCUCGAUUACUGGCUACUUCCUGGUAUGAACACAAUGAUGGAUGACUACGAGCUCUCCUCAUCCACCCCGAUGAGUUCUCCUAGUAUAUUAACCAAGAGCUCCUUCCAGCUCUCCUCUUCUCCAGGGAACUGGGGGAUGUCCAACCAAGCAGAACCGACCCUUUCUGCAUUGUCACUUGGAACGUACCACAUCCCAGAGAACGUCCCACACCUGUAUCAAAUUCAAGAAGGCCUCCGUACAUGGUUGUAG
This is a messenger RNA of Heterobasidion irregulare TC 32-1, 369 nucleotides long. RefSeq lists its product as uncharacterized. The record is from RefSeq and is a predicted model, not a curated record. The transcript has 3 exons. NCBI's taxonomy places the organism in Eukaryota, Fungi, Basidiomycota, Agaricomycetes, Russulales, Bondarzewiaceae. Bases 1 to 369 code for a protein of 122 amino acids.